GUCCGUUCCAGCCUCUCGAGGAAGAAGUGAGGUCAGACCAUCAUGGCUGCCGUAAUGAGGCUUGUAUACAGAAGCUCUUUAAGUUCAGCCAUGGGUCAGAAGUAUGUGGCGUUUAGCUCAACAGCAAAGGUCAAAGCAGCUGACGUAAGAGCAGGUCAAGCUCUUCCAGAGAAGGUGAAAAUAGUGGAGGUGGGACCCAGAGAUGGUCUUCAGAAUGAAAAGACUAUGGUGCCAACAGAGACUAAAAUAAAUUUGAUUGACAUGUUGUCCGCGUCAGGACUGCCAGUCAUUGAGGCCACCAGCUUUGUAUCUCCAAAAUGGGUUCCACAGAUGGCAGACCAGGUAGAGGUGAUGAAGGGGAUUGAUAGGAAACCUGGAGUGUCUUACCCGGUCCUCACCCCCAACCUCAAAGGUUUCCAGGCUGCGAUAAAAGCAGGAGCUUUAGAGGUAGCCAUAUUUGGUGCUGCAUCUGAGCUGUUCAGUAAGAAGAACAUAAACUGCUCAGUGGACGAGAGUUUACAGCGCUUUGACGAGGUUAUGAAAGCAGCUAAAGAGGCUGGUGUUCCAGUUAGAGGGUAUGUGUCAUGUGUUCUUGGAUGUCCAUAUGAAGGCAAGGUGGCACCUGAAAAAGUUGCACAUGUAGCUAAGCGUCUGUACUCCAUGGGCUGCUAUGAGAUCUCUCUGGGUGACACUAUUGGAGUGGGGACUCCAGGUAGCAUGAGUAAAAUGCUAGAGGUGGUGAGCAGAGAGGUGCCAGUUAAUGCCUUGGCAGUGCACUGCCACGAUACCUACGGCCAGGCCCUUGCUAACAUCCUUGUAGCCUUACAGAUGGGAAUCAGUGUGGUUGACUCAUCAGUAGCUGGACUCGGUGGUUGUCCCUAUGCCCAGGGGGCUUCUGGGAAUGUUGCUACUGAAGAUGUAGUCUAUAUGCUGCAUGGACUUGGGAUUCAAACAGGAGUGGACCUCUCAAAGCUGAUGGAUGCUGGAGCUUUCAUCUGUCGAACCCUCAACAGAAAGACCAACUCCAAAGUGGCGCAGGCCACCUGCAAGCUGUAGACAAAAGCCAAACCACAGGCUCUUUCACAGACUGUACACUGCAGCACAACCAUGCAACCUGGAGCCAUCAUUCUCUGUAUGUUCUAUUCUCCCUAUUCUCAUUUUAGUUUGAUUCAUCCUCUCCUGGUAUGAGAAUAUUACUUUAAGGUUUAGAUGGUACUACUGACCCCUCCCUCUGUUUAAAAUAAAAUAAGCACAAAUAAAAUACCUGAUUCACUAUAUGAUAGCAUAGCUGAAACAGUGCCUUAUGUAAAGUCAGUCUAAUCAUACAUAUCCUACUUUAAUUCUAUGCCUUCAAUAGGUUUUUUUUUAAUGGUGUGAUUGCAUUCCUUUCUGGGCAGUGGGUUUAUAAUAAUGAACCAGUAAAAAUGUCCUAGGUAUGGAUAAACUCACUGUUGUAUGCAGUGAUCACUGUCUUCAAAUUAAUUCUCUAUAGGGAGCAUCUAUGGAAACGUAUCAGUUCUUUUGACCUUGGGCAUUGUACUGGCUUGUGAAAAAAAAUAUUGAUGUGCUGUGUAUUUAUUUUAAAUUGCUUCUCUUCAAAUUCAUCAUGUAAAUAUUCAACUAGAUUGUGAAUUUUAAAAAUAAAUACUAUUUCAUAAAUAAAA
Molecule: messenger RNA, 1664 nt
Organism: Perca flavescens (yellow perch)
Lineage: Eukaryota; Metazoa; Chordata; Actinopteri; Perciformes; Percidae
Gene: hmgcl
Product: 3-hydroxy-3-methylglutaryl-CoA lyase
Exons: 9
Coding region: 43-1056 (337 amino acids)
Biological process (GO): ketone body biosynthetic process; L-leucine catabolic process
Molecular function (GO): hydroxymethylglutaryl-CoA lyase activity
Source: RefSeq, a predicted model, not a curated record